Molecule: messenger RNA, 2665 nt
Organism: Pectinophora gossypiella (pink bollworm)
Lineage: Eukaryota; Metazoa; Arthropoda; Insecta; Lepidoptera; Gelechiidae
Gene: CrebB
Product: cyclic AMP response element-binding protein B
Exons: 6
Coding region: 335-1219 (294 amino acids)
Biological process (GO): regulation of transcription by RNA polymerase II
Cellular component (GO): nucleus; transcription regulator complex
Molecular function (GO): RNA polymerase II cis-regulatory region sequence-specific DNA binding; protein binding; DNA-binding transcription factor activity, RNA polymerase II-specific
Source: RefSeq, a predicted model, not a curated record
GCUCAUACUGAAGACAAACCUUGCGACCUGUCACAGCUAAAUUUUGAGUUAACAAAUAUGUAUGUUCCCGAUAAAGGAACACGCAGAAUAUCGUUUAUGAGCCUCUGAAACUCCAGGAAAUAUGUUGCGUACUUAUAUGAUGACAAAACGCAAUAGGAAAAUUUUCCAACUAUGACGCGAUGACUCCGUUUUAGGAUUCGCCUAUCAACAUUGCGUCGUAAGAGGAGUAGAUUACAAUGUUUCAGGGAUAAUAUUCUAGGAAUUUGAUUACACGUUGAAGAACAAGGAAUACACAGAAGGAUGACCUUGAAUAUUUUAGGUGAGCGUAGAGGGCAUGGACGGAAUGGUGGAGGAGAACGGUACGUCGACGGGCGCGAGCGCGGACCCGCUGGGCGGCGCGGGUGGUGCGGGAGGGUCGGGGGCGCCGAUGACCGCUGCUGCUCCCGCGCAUGUCGUCGCCGUCACCAGCAUCGUCCAGCUAACCUUGCCCACUCAGGCUCCCUCCGCACAGGUCCAAUCUGUAAUACAACCCAAUCAGCAAUCUGUGAUUCAGACAGCAUCAAACAUUCAAUCAGUGCAGUUACCUAAAGGAAAUGUUAUACUUGUUAGCAAGCCUAGCUCUGUUAUACAUACCACACAGGGCACAUUACAAACAUUACAGAUAAAGCCAGAGCCAAACACAUUGGUGAGCACGCAAGGACAGUCCUGCAGUGAUGAAAGUUGCAGUGAUGAUGACAGUCCAAAGCGAAAAUACAGGGAAAUGUUGACUCGCCGCCCAUCUUAUCGCAAGAUCCUUAACGAUCUAGGAGGAGCUGAGAUUGCUGACAAUCGUAUGGGAUCUAAACCUGGAUGCGAGAAUGAAGUGUCGCUGUCAGCUCCUUUAUCGUUUGCACCAGUGAUUCCAGCGGGAGCGCUGCAGGCGGAGAGCGGGCUGCACACGCUGGCAGUGUCAGGCGCGGCGGGCGGCGGGGCCAUCGUGCAGUACGCCAACCAGGAUGGACAGUUCUACGUGCCGGGUCCAAUGUUAGAGGAUCAAACUCGUAAACGUGAGAUGAGGUUGCUGAAAAAUCGCGAGGCUGCGAGGGAAUGUCGUCGAAAGAAGAAAGAAUACAUCAAAUGCCUAGAGAACAGAGUUGCAGUACUAGAAAAUCAAAACAAAGCCCUAAUAGAGGAACUCAAAACUUUGAAAGAACUUUAUUGCCAACAAAAAACAGAAUGAGGCCCAGCCGGCUAACCAGAUGUGCCACUGCCCUGCCGGUGAGAGCUCUGAGGCACACGUCAUGUCACUCCUGUUGCUCCGUGCGGAGACGCGCUCGCUCGAUGGCGCCCCAGCGACGAGCCCAAUGUUGCUCGAAAGUAAUGUUGUCCAUCUUUGCUGACAUACGGUAGACCAAAAUCGUAAUGUCGAAUUAUUCAUGAACGAUUUGAUAAGUAAUAAAUGAGUAAAUCAAUUUAUUAAUGUCUGGAAAUAAUAUUAGAUUUGGAUAUUUUGUUAAUGACUUAUUUCCGUUGUUGUUUUUAUGUCCGUUGCUAUAAUUUUAUACAUCUUGAAGAUAACAGAACAGAGUCAAGUGAGUAUGUAGUUAUAAGAAAGGUAGUUACAUUGUUAUGUUUUCUUUGAAAGUAAAUUUUUAUUCCCCUGAACUUUAGUCACGUGGGUUUCGCUACCAUUCCAAAAUGUAUAUUUUUGACAGUUGAUUUCUAACAGCGCCUUAUCCCAAGCUUGACUUUUGUGCCAUUUUUUUUAAGUUGGAGUGUUUCUUGAAUUACUAAAAUGAAAUAAGUCUUAUUUAACUGCCCUGGGUUAACUUUUUACAUGCCUAUUUUUAUUAUAGGCAUAUAGUUUUGAACCCUUGUGUUAUAUAUUGGUUGGACUAAAAGGAGAGCUGAUUAACUCUUUUUUUUACACUUUUAUGAUAGGUAACAGAUAAUGGUGACCAGUACCCUCUUAUUUCAGUAGUUAUCAUGGCGAUUUAAAGUCUUCUAAGUACUUUCAACACCAUAAGUGUGUUUAAUGGAUAAGCCAAAGUUAUAUUUUAGUUGUUUUGUGCAAUAGCCAUAUUGCAAUGUACAGAUUUAACUAUCUUUUUCUACUUCUUACAAAUUCAAUAUGGUAGAUGGAAUAAAAGUGUUGUACAUUGUGUAUAGAUAAUAUAGAUGUAUAUUGAAUAGAAUGUAUAUUGAACGUUUUAAUUAUGUACAUAAAUUUAUUGUUUAUGUGAAUGAUGGAAUGGUUGCAUGCCGUAUUUCUCAGUUCAAAUAUUCUUUUGGAAUAAAGAAUCAUGAAAUAUCAACAUAAGUCUGUUGUUAGCUAGCACCAUUCAUGUUUAAAUAUUCACGAAAAUGAAAUAUUUUUUAUCAAAGGGUAAAUUUAGUUAACUAUCAGAUUAAAUAUAAGAUAGGUAUUGUAUUUUGCCAUGAUUGAUAUGUGCUAGAAUAAUUUUGGUUUGGUGAUCUAUAUAUUUAUUUUUGACUUGAACUUUGUUGUCGGACAUAAUACAUUUUGUUAUAAUAACUCAUAUCAAUCAUGGCAAAUUGAUUAAGAUUAGACAUUGUGGAAAGUGCCUUUAAAUUUAGAAUGGAUAAAGUUUAUACCGACAUAGCUUUUUAUGUUAACUUAAUGCUAUUUAUAAAUACUUAUUAAUAAUAUUAAUUGUUUGAUGUA